Messenger RNA from Carlito syrichta (Philippine tarsier), 4508 nucleotides. Its product is annotated as unconventional myosin-Va. The transcript has 33 exons. Gene Ontology annotation, cellular component: vesicle; cytoplasm; myosin complex. Gene Ontology annotation, molecular function: microfilament motor activity; actin filament binding; ATP binding. NCBI's taxonomy places the organism in Eukaryota, Metazoa, Chordata, Mammalia, Primates, Tarsiidae. The record is from RefSeq and is a predicted model, not a curated record. The coding region runs from base 363 to 4508 and encodes 1381 amino acids. Gene Ontology annotation, biological process: actin filament organization; vesicle transport along actin filament.
CCAGGGUUUGGAUACCUGACCCCGAGGAAGUUUGGAAGUCAGCAGAGCUGCUGAAAGAUUAUAAGCCAGGAGAUAAAGUCCUCCUGCUUCACCUCGAGGAAGGAAAGGAUUUGGAAUACCGUCUAGAUCCAAAGACCAAGGAGCUGCCUCACUUACGAAACCCUGACAUACUUGUCGGUGAAAAUGACCUUACAGCUCUUAGCUAUCUUCAUGAGCCUGCUGUGCUCCAUAAUCUCAGAGUUCGCUUUAUUGAUUCCAAACUUAUUUAUACAUACUGUGGUAUAGUUCUAGUAGCUAUAAAUCCUUAUGAACAAUUGCCUAUUUAUGGAGAAGAUAUUAUUAAUGCAUACAGUGGUCAGAACAUGGGUGAUAUGGAUCCACAUAUCUUUGCAGUAGCUGAAGAAGCUUACAAGCAAAUGGCCAGAGAUGAACGAAAUCAGUCCAUCAUUGUAAGUGGAGAGUCUGGGGCAGGAAAAACAGUCUCAGCAAAGUAUGCCAUGAGAUACUUUGCAACUGUAAGUGGUUCUGCCAGUGAGGCCAACGUGGAGGAAAAGGUCUUGGCCUCCAACCCCAUCAUGGAGUCAAUUGGAAAUGCUAAAACAACCAGGAAUGAUAACAGCAGUCGUUUUGGGAAGUAUAUCGAGAUUGGUUUUGAUAAGAGAUAUCGAAUCAUUGGUGCCAAUAUGAGAACUUAUCUUUUAGAGAAAUCCAGAGUGGUGUUCCAGGCAGAAGAGGAACGAAACUAUCAUAUCUUCUAUCAGCUUUGUGCCUCUGCAAAUUUACCUGAAUUUAAAAUGCUACGAUUAGGAAAUGCAAAUGACUUUCUUUACACGAAGCAAGGAGGUAGUCCUGUGAUUGAAGGAGUGGAUGAUGCAAAGGAGAUGGUACACACUAGGCAGGCCUGCACCUUGCUAGGAAUUAGUGAAUCUUAUCAGAUGGGAAUUUUCCGAAUACUUGCCAGCAUCCUUCACUUAGGCAAUGUUGGAUUUACAUCCCGAGAUUCAGACAGCUGCACAAUACCUCCCAAGCAUGAGCCUCUCUGCAUCUUCUGUGACCUCAUGGGCGUGGACUAUGAGGAGAUGUGUCACUGGCUCUGCCAUCGGAAGCUGGCUACUGCCACAGAGACAUAUAUCAAGCCCAUCUCCAAGCUGCAGGCCACAAAUGCCCGUGAUGCUUUGGCCAAACACAUCUAUGCCAAGCUCUUUAACUGGAUUGUAGAUCAUGUCAAUCAGGCUCUCCAUUCUGCUGUCAAACAGCACUCUUUUAUCGGUGUGCUAGACAUUUAUGGAUUUGAAACAUUUGAGAUAAAUAGUUUUGAACAGUUUUGCAUAAAUUAUGCAAAUGAAAAACUACAGCAACAAUUCAAUAUGCAUGUCUUCAAGUUGGAGCAAGAGGAAUAUAUGAAGGAACAAAUUCCAUGGACACUCAUAGAUUUUUAUGAUAAUCAGCCUUGUAUAAAUCUUAUAGAAUCUAAACUAGGCAUUCUAGAUUUGCUGGAUGAGGAAUGCAAGAUGCCUAAAGGUACAGAUGACACUUGGGCCCAAAAAUUGUACAAUACACAUUUGAACAAAUGUGCACUCUUUGAAAAGCCUCGCCUAUCAAACAAAGCUUUCAUCAUCCAACAUUUUGCUGACAAAGUGGAAUACCAGUGUGAAGGCUUUCUCGAAAAGAAUAAAGACACCGUUUUUGAAGAACAAAUUAAAGUUCUUAAGUCAAGCAAGUUUAAGAUGCUACCAGAAUUAUUUCAAGAUGAUGAGAAGGCCAUCAGUCCAACCUCAGCCACCUCUUCAGGGCGUACACCCCUCACCCGCAUUUCUGCAAAGCCCACCAAAGGUAGACCAGGUCAGACAGCCAAAGAGCACAAGAAAACGGUGGGGCACCAGUUCAGAAACUCUCUUCACCUGCUUAUGGAGACUCUCAAUGCCACUACCCCUCAUUAUGUGCGCUGCAUUAAGCCAAAUGACUUCAAGUUCCCAUUCACGUUUGAUGAGAAGAGGGCAGUGCAACAGCUGAGGGCAUGUGGUGUCCUGGAAACCAUCCGGAUCAGUGCGGCUGGCUUCCCUUCCCGGUGGACUUACCAAGAAUUUUUCAGCCGCUACCGUGUCUUAAUGAAGCAAAAAGAUGUGCUGAGUGACAGAAAGCAAACAUGCAAGAAUGUAUUAGAGAAACUGAUACUGGACAAGGACAAAUACCAGUUUGGUAAGACAAAGAUUUUUUUCCGUGCUGGUCAAGUGGCCUAUCUAGAAAAGUUGAGAGCAGACAAACUGAGGGCCGCCUGCAUCCGGAUCCAGAAGACCAUCCGAGGGUGGCUGCUGAGGAAGAAGUACCUACGCAUGCGGAAGGCAGCCAUCACUGUGCAGAGAUAUGUGCGGGGCUACCAGGCCCGAUGCUAUGCUAAGUUCCUGCGCAGAACCAAGGCAGCAACCAUCAUUCAAAAGUACUGGCGCAUGUAUGUGGUCCGUAGGAGGUACAAGAUUAGACGAGCUGCCACUAUCGUGCUGCAGUCCUAUUUGCGAGGCUAUUUGGCCAGAAAUAGGUAUCGCAAGAUACUCCGCCAGCACAAAGCAGUCAUCAUUCAGAAGUGGGUCCGGGGCUGGCUGGCUCGCAUACGCUACAAGAGGAACAUGCAGGCCAUCAUCUACCUUCAGUGCUGCUUCCGGCGGAUGAUGGCCAAGCGUGAGCUAAAGAAGCUCAAAAUUGAGGCCCGCUCUGUGGAGCGCUAUAAGAAGCUCCACAUUGGCAUGGAAAACAAGAUCAUGCAGCUGCAGCGCAAAGUCGAUGAGCAGAACAAAGACUACAAAUACCUCAUGGAGAAACUGACCAAUCUGGAAGGACUAUAUAACUCUGAGACUGAGAAACUACGAAGUGACUUAGAACGUCUUCAACUAAGUGAGGAGGAAGCUAAGGUUGCCACUGGGCGGGUUCUUAGUCUGCAGGAAGAAAUUGCCAAGCUCCGGAAAGACCUAGAACAAACUCGUUCAGAGAAGAAAUCCAUUGAGGAACGUGCAGAUAGGUACAAACAAGAAACAGAGGAGCUGGUAUCAAAUCUGAAGGAAGAAAAUACAUUGCUAAAGCAGGAAAAGGAAGUCCUUAAUCACCGUAUCGUGGAGCAGGCUAAAGAGAUGACAGAAACUAUGGAGAAGAAGUUAGUAGAAGAAACAAAACAACUGGAACUCGAUCUUAAUGAUGAAAGACUGAGAUAUCAGAACCUUCUGAAUGAGUUCAGUCGCCUGGAAGAACGAUAUGAUGAUCUGAAGGAAGAGAUGACCUUGUUGGUGAAUGUACCUAAGCCUGGACACAAGAGAACAGACUCCACCCACAGCAGCAAUGAGUCUGAAUAUAUCUUUAGCUCUGAAAUUGCAGAAAUGGAAGAUAUUCCAUCAAGGACAGAGGAGCCAAGCGAGAAGAAGGUGCCUCUGGACAUGUCAUUGUUCCUCAAGCUCCAGAAGCGGGUCACAGAACUGGAGCAGGAGAAGCAGGUGAUGCAGGAUGAGCUGGACCGCAAGGAAGAGCAGGUGCUCCGCAGCAAGGCGAAGGAAGAAGAAAGACCACAAAUUAGAGGUGCAGAAUUGGAAUAUGAGUCACUCAAGCGUCAAGAACUAGAAUCAGAAAACAAAAAACUGAAAAAUGAGCUAAAUGAGUUACGCAAGGCCCUUAGUGAGAAGAGUGCCCCUGAGGUGACUGCUCCAGGCGCACCUGCCUACCGUGUCCUCAUGGAGCAACUGACCUCUGUGAGUGAGGAGCUCGAUGUCCGCAAGGAGGAAGUCCUCAUCUUGAGGUCUCAGCUGGUGAGCCAAAAAGAGGCCAUCCAACCCAAGGAUGACAAGAAUACAAUGACAGAUUCUACAAUACUUUUGGAAGAUGUACAAAAAAUGAAAGAUAAAGGUGAAAUAGCACAAGCCUACAUUGGUUUGAAAGAAACAAACAGGCUCCUGGAAUCUCAACUCCAGUCACAGAAGAGGAGCCAUGAGAAUGAGGCUGAGGCCCUCCGUGGGGAGAUCCAGAGCCUGAAGGAGGAGAACAACCGGCAGCAGCAGCUGCUGGCCCAGAACCUGCAGCUGCCCCCAGAGGCCCGCAUCGAGGCCAGCCUGCAGCACGAGAUCACCCGACUGACUAAUGAAAACUUGUAUUUUGAGGAAUUAUAUGCAGAUGACCCUAAGAAGUAUCAGUCAUAUCGGAUUUCACUUUACAAACGGAUGAUUGAUUUGAUGGAACAACUUGAAAAACAGGAUAAGACUGUUCGGAAACUGAAAAAACAACUGAAAGUAUUUGCCAAAAAAAUUGGUGAACUAGAAGUGGGCCAGAUGGAGAACAUAUCUCCAGGACAGAUCAUUGAUGAACCCAUCCGUCCAGUCAACAUCCCCAGGAAAGAAAAGGAUUUCCAAGGAAUGCUGGAAUACAAAAAGGAAGAUGAGCAAAAACUUGUUAAGAACCUGAUUCUGGGCAAGUAUUUUCUGCAUGGGAUAAAAGGUCUUUCUGAUACAUGUGUCAAUGGUGGGAAAAACUAG